AUGGAAGGUUCAAGUCCUUCCAUUGAUCCAUUUUUUGACCCACUUGUAGGAUUUGAUUUUGAAAUUGAAUCAAAUUUUAUUGACAACCAUAUCAUGGGAGAGGAGAAGAAUGAUAUUGUGAUGGAUACUGUAUCUUGGAAGCCGCGUGAGGAGUUUUUCAAGGGUUUCGUCGAUGUUUCUGGUUCGAACAGAAUGAACAGAAUGAACAGAAUAAAACAUAGUUCGGUAGUUGGUUACCGAAUUUUGAACAUGUUUUCGACGUGUAGUUACCGAAAUCUUAUGUACUUACUGAAAUGUUAUGUAAUUUUGGCCAUGCCGAACGUUCGGCAGUUGGGUGACGCUUCAACGCACGGCAGCCAUAUAGGUCCAGUGACCAUAGCACCGGAGUGUACGACGGAGAAUGUGAGUGCGCACGGCAGCCACAUAGGUCCAAUGGCCCUAUAUGAUUUGACACGAGAGUUUACAACGGAGAAUGUUUUUGCAUCUGAAGAUAUGUUGAGAGAUUGGAUAACAUCUACCGGUAAGGAAAAUGGGUUUGUAAUUAUCAUAAAGUCGGCAGAGAGAAUGACAAAGAACCGAAGGCCAAGGAUGCGGUUUGCAUGCGAACGGGGUGGAAAGUUUAGACCGUUUAUCAACAAGGCAAAGGACAAAGGAGGUAAUGUGAAGGAGAAUGGCAAUGGCAAAGAAGCGAAGGCAAAGAAGAUAGCACGCGUCACAGGAACUAAGAAAUGCGAAUGCCCGUUUCAACUGAGAUGUGUUAAGGGGUUGGAAGGUUGGACUGUCACUGUCUACAACGGCAAUCACAAUCAUCCUCCUGCGAAACAGCUUGAGGGGCACGCUUAUCCCGCGAGGUUAUCUUUGGAGCAGUCGAAUAUGUUGGUGGAUAUGUGUGUUUCGUCAUUGUCUACACCGCGAGAGAUCCUAAGUCUAAUAAAGGGCAAGGAUGAAUUCAAUGUAAGUUCAAUUAAAACCAUCUACAACGCACGCUACAAGCAUGGGUUUAAGGACCGAGCGGGAAGAUCUCAAAUGCAAUAUUUAUUGGCUAAGUUACAAGAAUAUGGGUACAUCGAGUUUAAUCGGAAAGAUGACAAUGACUGUGUGAAGGACUUAUUUUGGUCACAUCCUACUUCUGGUGACAUGUUGCGUGCUUUCCCUCGGGUUUUGUUGAUGGAUUGCACAUACAAGACCAACAGAUACAGGUUUCCUUUGCUCCAGAUUGUUGGCAUUACAUCCACCGAGAGGACUUUUUCGGCUGCCUUUGCAUUCAUUGAUGGGGAGAAAGAGGAAAACUAUACGUGGGUGUUGGAGAAAUUGAAGAGUAUAAUGGAUCCUGCUGCACUUCCCGGUGUUAUUGUGACAGACAGGGAGUUAGCUCUAGUGAAUGCCAUUACAAGAGUGUUCCCAACGGCCAGCCAUCUUCUUUGUCGAUGGCAUAUUGGGCAAAAUGUAUAUGCCAAAUGUAGAAAGAUGUUUGAUGAGACGACUUGGGCUCUAUUUAAGCAUGCUUGGGAUUCACUGGUGUACUCACCGACUAUAUCUUUAUACGAGCAAACACUUUGUACAAUGAAGCGGGAGUUUGUGCUAUAUCCAGAUGCGCUUCUGUACGUUGAGACAAAUUGGUUGGGACCGUAUAGGCAGAAAUUUGUAUCAGCUUGGACGAACAAUGUAAUGCACUUUGGCAACCUGACAAGCAAUAGGGUUGAGUCUGAACAUGCGAAGCUGAAAUCCCACGUUGCGAAUUGCCAAGCCAACUUCUCGGCGGCCUGGGCUAAAAUGCACGACUUGGUUAAAUUACAAAUCACGGAUAUAAAGGGUAGCUUUGAGAAAAGUUUGAAUUGUUGGCAGCACCAGUUUAGAAUUCCUAUCUUUGACCAUUUAAGGGGAGCUACUUCACAGACUGCCAUGGGUUUGAUGUUGCCGGAGAUUAAGAAAAUUGAUGACAUGGUCGUGGAGGACAAGGUUGACUGUGGCUGUCCUAUUCGCCGAAUCCAUGGUUUACCUUGUGCUCACGAGAUUGCUCCAUUCAAGAAUCGGGGUGAACCCAUACCGUUGUCGUUGAUUAAUGAUCAUUGGAAGAUGCUUUCGUUUGAGAAACAUAAAGAUGAUGGGGCAAUUUUGAAACUAAUGAAUGCCGAUUGGAAUAUCUUUAUGGCCAAAAUGGUUGGCCAAAACCCUAUGACCCAUAUGCAUUGGAUGAAGACUUUGAAACCCAUUUUGAAUCCAUCAACCAUAUCCCUGUCUUCACCCCAACAGAAGGUCCAGACCCGCGGUCGAAAGUCCGGUUCGGUCAAUAAGUCAAUGCGUAGGAACCCGUCUGAGUUUGAGUAUGUUGAGGCAUCCUUGGAAACUCCUAAGUCGGUCAAGGAAAAAACCCCUAAGGCUAAGGCAGUUGUGAAAAAAAGGCCCAAGGCGAAUGCCAUGGCGGAUGUGGAAACUCCCGACAAGACCACAAAAAAAAAAAGCAUCAAUGCGGUGGAUGAUAAUAGCCCCAAGGGAAAGGCCAUUGUGAGAACCCCCAAGGCGGCAAAGGAGUUACCGAGGCGGAAGAAGCCAAAACUUCUUGGAACCCUUUUUGUAGGACCGUACCUUAAUAACUUUCCGGAACCAAUUCGGCCGCACGUAAAAUCUAUAACGGAUGUGACAAGUGAUGGAAAUUGUGGGUACCGAGCGGUAGCUUAUUUUAUGCACCAAUUCGAGCACAAUUGGAAGACAUGCCGAAAUGAUUUGCUCUUGGAGGUGAAUAACCAUUAUGACCUGUACGAAAAGAUUACUGGUAUCGGAGGUGCUAACAAGUUGCGUUAUAGAUUGUCGUUCUUUCAAGACGGAACUGCACCCGAAGAUAGGUGGAUGAUUUUUCCUGACAUGGGUCACGUUGUAGCUUCAACUUAUAAUGUGGUGGUUGUCCUCCUAUCCCAACUUCAAUGCCUUACUUUCCUUCCACUCCAUUCUCGUCCUCCAUCAUCAGACCAAAUAAGGGUUCUUGGAAUUGGACUUGUGAACGGAGAUCACUUCGUACAGGUUGAUCUAAAAGCAUGUUCCCCCGUGCCGCCUAUUGCCAACAAUUGGUUCAAAUUUCGAUGGGAGGAGGCCAAUGAAUGGGAGACACUUUUUUCUGCCGAAAUGGAAGCAUUUAAAGCCAUAAUAGGAAGUGAUGUAGCAACCGCUGAGUCGAUUGACGUAGAUUAG
This is a messenger RNA of Rhododendron vialii, 3186 nucleotides long. Its product is annotated as PKS-NRPS hybrid synthetase cheA-like. The transcript has 8 exons. Lineage: Eukaryota; Viridiplantae; Streptophyta; Magnoliopsida; Ericales; Ericaceae. Gene Ontology annotation, biological process: regulation of DNA-templated transcription. The record is from RefSeq and is a predicted model, not a curated record. The coding region runs from base 1 to 3186 and encodes 1061 amino acids.